Amphiprion ocellaris (clown anemonefish) is the source of this 8538-nucleotide messenger RNA. Its product is annotated as xylosyltransferase 1-like. The transcript is spliced from 11 exons. Gene Ontology annotation, biological process: heparan sulfate proteoglycan biosynthetic process; chondroitin sulfate proteoglycan biosynthetic process. The record is from RefSeq and is a predicted model, not a curated record. Lineage: Eukaryota; Metazoa; Chordata; Actinopteri; Pomacentridae. The coding region runs from base 187 to 2967 and encodes 926 amino acids. Gene Ontology annotation, cellular component: membrane. Gene Ontology annotation, molecular function: protein xylosyltransferase activity.
CCUGCGUCCUCCGCCUCCGAGCCGCUCUCCUCAUUUCCAGUCUGUGCCAAACUCCCUCCUCCUCCCUCCGCCUCUCCGCCUGCCAGAAGCCGCUCUCAGGCCGCGGAGGGGAGCGUUCACACCCCGCUGUCGGCGCUUAGCGGAUGGGGCUGCCAGUCUCCGCUUGAACCGGAGGGAGGGAGGAGGAUGAACGGUAACCCGUGUGCCCGCAGGCUGGCCCGGCGCUCCCGGUCCGCCCUGCUGGUCGCCGCUCUGGCCGUCCUGCUGCUCCAGACCCUCAUCGUGUGGAACUUCAGCAGCCUGGACUCCGGGGACGGAGGCUCCAGGAGCCGGGAGAAGAGAGACGAGCGGACCGGGGGGCUCAACAAAGCCGACGGGGAGCACCGGAGGAGGGGGCUGCAGACGAAGGGCGACCCGCCGCCGCUGCUCGGGAAGGCGGCCGCUCGGCACAAGCUGCAGGCGGACGUCUACCGCUCCCACCGGCCCAAAGAGAAACUUCGCCUGGACAGCAACAACAACGAGAACUCUGUCCCCAAAGACUUCGACACCAUCGACAGCAACAGCAACCUGGGAGCUCAGUCGCAGAAUCAGCCGAUUGGAAACAGCAAACGCAAGCUGGAGAAGGUCCAAGCUCAGAGCGUUCUGGCGAAAUCUGACGUCCUCAAGUUUCCUCCCGUCCAGCCCAGAGUGACCAUCCACAACCGCACCCACGUCCGUAAGGCCCACCCCCAGCUGCCCACAGCCCCGGCGCCGGCCCCGGGCUCCAACCAGGAGCCACCCUCCUACCAGAGCAGGAAGCCGGCGUCUCCGUCACUGCCGCCUGGCCCGGAGGCCAAGAAGGAGCAGCCGCAGUGCGAGAUCAGCGGCAAAGAAGCCAUCUCAGCCCUGUCCAGAGCCAAGAGCCGCGAGUGUCGGCAGCAGAUCGUGGAGGUGUACUGCAAGCACAAAGAGAAGAAGCUGAUGCCGGAGAAAGUGCCUCGAUACUGUCCUAUCGAAGGUAAAGCUAACGUCAACGUUCAGUGGGACGAAGACGCCUCGGACGCCGCCACGCCUGUACGAAUCGCCUUCGUCCUGGUCGUCCACGGUCGAGCUUCACGCCAGUUCCAGCGCCUCUUCAAAGCCAUCUACCACACCUCGCACUACUACUACAUCCACGUAGACCAGAGGUCCAACUACCUCCACAGAGAGGUUCUGUCUCUGGCCGGCCGGUACCAGAAUGUCCGGGUCACUCCCUGGAGGAUGUCCACCAUCUGGGGCGGGGCCAGCCUGCUGACCAUGUAUCUGCGCAGCAUGGACGACCUCCUCAACAUGGCCGACUGGUCCUGGGACUUCUUCAUCAACCUGAGUGCUGCUGACUACCCCAUCAGGACCAAUGACCAGCUGGUGUCUUUCCUGUCCAAGUACCGCAACAUGAACUUCAUCAAAUCCCACGGCAGAGACAACGCACGUUUCAUCCGUAAACAGGGUCUGGACCGACUCUUCUAUGAGUGCGACACUCACAUGUGGCGUCUCGGUGACCGCAAGAUCCCCGAAGGCAUCGCCGUAGACGGAGGCUCCGAUUGGUUCCUGCUUAACCGGCCCUUUGUGGAUUACGUGGUCAACUCAAGAGAUGAGCUGGUCGGCAGCAUGAAGCGAUUCUAUGCCUACACACUGCUGCCCGCCGAGUCGUUCUUCCACACGGUCCUGGAGAACAGCGCCCACUGUGGGACCAUGGUGGACAACAACCUGAGGCUCACCAACUGGAACCGCAAACUGGGCUGUAAGUGCCAGUACAAACACAUCGUGGACUGGUGUGGCUGCUCGCCCAACGACUUCAAGCCAUCGGACCUGCCGCGGUUCCAGCAGGCCUCCAGACCAACCUUCUUCGCCCGUAAGUUUGAGGCCAGCGUCAGCCAGGAGAUCAUCAGCCAGCUGGAUGCCUACCUGUUCGGAUCGUUGGCCUCGGGAACGCCGGGCCUCCAGGCCUACUGGGAGAACAUCUACGAGGAGGAGACGGACGGACCGGCCAGCCUAUCAGACGCCACGCUCAGCCACUACCACGCCUUUGCCCGGAUGGGACUGUCCAGGGCCGCCAGCUCUCUGCAGGGACACCCCAAAGACAACAGCUGCAGAUACGCAGCCAUGAGCCACCCAGUGUCGGUGCACCUCUACUUCCUGUCGGACCAGUUCCAGGGCUACCUGGUGCGUCACGUGGCCACCAACCGAGCCUCCACCCAGCUGGAGAGUCUGGAGACCUGGGUGGCCCCCAAAGACCACUUCAGCCUGGCUAGCCCCGCCCACAGCACCAACCGGCUGCUGCACAUCCAGGUGGGUUCUGACUGGGAUCCGAAGGAGCGUCUGUUCAGGAACUGGGGAGGCCUGCUGGGUCCGGAGGAUGAGCCGGUGGCCGUCCAGCGCUGGAGCCGCAGCCAGAGCAACCUGACGGCUACCGUGGUCUGGAUCGACCCCACCAACGUCAUCGCCGCCACCUACGACAUCCUGGUGGACGCCACCGCUGAGGUCACGCACUACCGGCCGCCGCUCACCUCCCCGCUGAGGCCCGGCGUCUGGACGCUGAGGGUCCUGCACCACUGGAGCCCGCUGGGUCAGACCAGCUUCAUCGUGGCCCCGCUGGAGUUUCACCGGCAACAACCGAUACAAGAAGAGGCGGCCCGGCGGCUGCACGGCGGUCCGGCCCGGAACUCCUACAUGGAGCAGAGCUUCCACGGCCUGAACCCGGUGCUGCGGCUGCCGGUGAGCCUCGGCGCCGUGGAGGAGGCCGAGGCCAACGCCGGCCUGACGGGGGCGCCGCUGCGCCGCUGGCUGGACGGCCUGCUGGAGGCCCACUGGUCGGCCUCGGACGUCUGCUCCUCGGGGCCCAGCGCCUGCCCCGUCAUGCAGCGCUGCCGCCUCACCGCCUGGAGCUCCGCCAGCCCCGACCCAAAGUCUGAACUGAGCGCGCCCAGAGACGACGGACGGAUCAGGUAGCAGGCAGCCGGACUGAGGGAGGACGGGCGCAACAAAUGAAGGAAAGUCCAUAUUUAUUUAUUUAACGUUUGUGGGAAAACGACGGAAAACUGUCUCCUUCAGUCUGAUCUCACUUUAAUUUGGGACUCUGGAGCUUUGAAUGAAUGAACGAAUGAAUGAGUGAAUGAAUGAAUGAGUUAAUGAGUGAUGGAGGAGCGUCAGAAGAACUCUUUACCUCUAGGUGUCUCCUGGUUAGUUUGCUUUACAUGUUUACACAAAAACAGACGUGGACGUUUGAUUUUAGGCUCAUUAUUUAGAAAGAAAAACAACAAACACCUUAAAUCUGGAGCUUUAAUUCAAGAGUUAAAUCUUGUUUUUAAUUGUCAUUUAUUUUCAUUAUUAUUGUCAUUGUCAAGUUUUCAUAGAUUUUUUAAAAAGUGUCACCAAUCAGCAGGUGGUUAUAAAACUAAUAAUAAGCAGCGUUUUAGUCAAAUUAGCAGUAAGUGUAAUAAAGAUCUGUAUAAAUCACAGAAGUAUCAGAAAUGUGCAAAUGAAUCCCCUGAAAAUGUGCAAGAGGACAAUAACAAUCCUGUUUAAAAUGUUAUUGAAUUUCUGGCGGCUGUCAUUCUGAAUUGUUUUCAACAAAAUUCACAAUAAUAUCUAAUGUUAUGAAAGAUUAAAAAAUGUUUCCAGAUUCAAAUCUUAUAUUUCCAAUUCCCUAAUUUAAACAGCACAUUUAAAAGUGUUUUAAAUGGAGGAAUUAGAUCAACAAUUUAUUCACCAACUCCUCACAUUUACUAUACAAAUUUACCCAACUAAUUUAAACAUUAAUGUUAAAACCUACAGCAUUAUAAAUACGUUAUAGAUUAACGUUAAUACUUUGCUAAAUUAGACAGAAAAAACUAAGAAUCUAAAGUCAAUCAGUCAAGUUAAGAUUGCAGAAUUUAGGUUAAAGAUUCAGAUCAGUUAGCGAUGUCUGAAGUAAUCAUCCAGCCAAUCAAGGUGAGCUCCUUUGGUCAUGUGACGCCCAAACCAACCAAUCAGUGUCAUCGAGGUCACAGCAGAGGAAGCUGAAUCUGCAGGUUUAUUCCGAAUUUUCAACUUAAAAUUUGGUUCCUGAAAGUGGUUGAGGAAGAUUUUAAUUUUAAAACUUAUCUAUAAAGACUGAAAAAUAAAAAAGAAAGUUAUUUAUACCAAUUGGAGCCAAUAAAAAGUGCUAAAAAAUUACAUUUCAAAACAUAAUCAAACACAUUCGGUUCCACAGAACGCUGAUUUCAAAAAAAUAUUUAGAAAAACUGACAUUACAUUAAGGUUGUUCUAACAUUCAAACACAACUGGAAUAGUUUUUUUAAAUUUCUACAAAAUCAGCCACUUUAACUUGAGAAAUCAAACUUAUUUUCUGCUCGUCUUUAGAAAAUAAAUUCACAUUUUAACAUUCUAGUGGAGAAAAAUCUCCAACAUGUUGUUUUCUUCAGAGAUAAUGAGCCUGAAACGUUCUGAGCCGCAGAUGUUUUCAUCCAGAGCCGGGAAGGAGUCAGCAGGAAAAAUCUGAUCAGUAACUAGUAAUAAAACACCCAUUUGUGGAAGAAACCUUUUUAUUUAAUUUGGUUAUUUAUUCCCUUAUUUUGCUGCUUUUAUUCUGGCAGCAUAAAGAUGAUUUUAACAGAUUUAUUCUUCCUAGACUUCAGUCCAAUCAUUGGAGAAUGCAUUUUCUGAUAUUUUAUUUAAUAAAUGUUUAAAAAAAAAAAAAAAAAAAAAUCAUUACAACUAAACGAAAAUUACAGUCUUAUACUGUUUUAUACUAAUAUAAAAUUGUGUUAUUAAUAUUUUCUGUUUUACGAAAAAGCAGCAGUUAAAAGCUGUAAAACUGUAUUUUUCUGACUUGAUAGAGUCAUUAUUCCUCAAAAAGAAAGAACUUUGUAUUUAGAUCAUCUUAGACAUCUCAGCUGAGCUAAUUAGCCUUUAGCAGGACUUUGUGUUAACUUUUCUCCCUUUAUUAUUCAACUUUACGUCAUUUUUACAGCAGUUUCUGAGACGUUGCAGCAUCAAAUUAAGUGUUUAUUUGUAGAAAAUACAACAAAAAUGAUCAUUAAUUAGCUUUAACUUAAAGUGAGACACUACAGGCAGAAAUAUAACAGUUUAGGUUCUUGUCAGUGUAGUGAUUUUGUGUUUUUUGCUCAGACUAGUAGAGAGAAAAUCCACAUUUAGAUGUUUAAUUUACUACAUUCAUGCAGGUUAAUAUAUAUUUAAAUGAUCUAAAUGGAAAUAAUUCACCUUUAGCAUCUCACUUUUACUAGAUUGUGUUUGUUUAGCUCUUUUUUUGUUGUUUUUCCUGACAAAUUUUAGUUUUUUUUCUCCUGAAAAUUACGCAUUUCUAAUAAAAUAAUAAAUGUAUUAAAAUGUUAAAACAAUUGAACACUUUAAUGCAGCGUCGACACAAAAAUCUGCUUUUUUCUUCUGCAUAUCGGCUUUUUUUCCAGACUAGUGGACAGAAAAUCCACAUUUAGGUGUUUAUUUUACUACAUUAAUAAUACCUCAUUUGCAUAUUUAAUGUGUCAUACAAAAAAACAAUUACCUUAACGAGAAAAUUUAAUUGUGAUAUCUACUAGAAAGCACUUCCUGUUUGCCUUUUUUGUCUUUUGUGACAAAUUAUAGUUCUUUUUAAAUCCCAAAAAUUGCAAGUUACAGUAAUAUACUUGUUAAAAAGCAUUAAACACAUUAAAAAGUCAGACUUUGGUUGUUUUUGUCCAUAAAAACCUUCAGCUUCUUUAACUUUAUUUUUCUUGAUGUUAAUCUUCAGUAAAAUAAGUGAAUAUUUCUUUGACUUCCUGUCGUUUACUCCGUUUCCCGGCUCUGGUCCAUGUUUUCUUUCUGUGCCAUGAUUGAAUCCUUCACACUUGAAGUGAGACGUUCGUUCUGCUGAAAGAGAUUCUCCUCGUUUUUCUUUUCUUCCUGUUUUACCUCCUUUAUCUGCUACAAACCGGCGUCCAGUAAUUUAUUCACAACUCACUAAACCUUUGUUCUUUUUCAGCCGUUUUUUUUUUCUGAAAGCUGAUUUAAAAUGUUUGAAUCUGUCAGUUUUAACAGCGAUGAACGGCCUCCUCCUCGUUAGUCAGGUUUAGUCUUUAAUUUAUUUUCCAUAUUUCUGACACCAUUAGCAGCAGCUGAGGUGUUAAAUUUUCCUUUUUAAUUGACUUUUGAUGCCAAAUAUAUAAUUAUGAUGCAGCUUAUCAGUGUUACAGUUCAACUACUCCCUUCAUAAUUAUGUGAAAAGCAAAUACAGAUUAUAUUCUUGACUUUUAAUUUUUUUGGGUCUCGAAAAAGCCAGAAAAUGGUCAAAAAUCAAAAUCAAAGCUGAAGAUGUCGUGCUUCAUCCAAAUAUAUUCAUAUAUUUAGGAGGAAAAAAACGGCAAAUAUUCACAUAUAGGAAGCUGAAAUCUGUAAAUUUGGAUAUUUUUUUUUUUGCAGCUCUACUGAGAGUUAACUUCUUUGAACCAGAUUUCUUUGGGUGUUUCAGCAGGAGGAGGCCGUUUAGACGCACCUUUAGGUUUGUGUCGUCUCACUGGGAUUGCACCAGUAAGGAUCAAAUCUGCCCCGAUUGGUUUUUAUGAAGAUUAAUCCACAACAAUUAGCUCUCAAAAAUGCAAAGAGAGGAACUUUGCUGAUGUUCUUAUAGGCAGAGGUUAAUUUAAUGUGAUCGGAAGAAUUCAGUUUUAGUGAGAAACACUGAAUAUAAAUAAAUUCUGAACAGCGGCUCAGUUCAAAAUCACCAUUAAAUGUUGACUUUUAACAUUUUACUGUGGUAUUUUCCAUUUUCUAGCAGUAUUUUGACGUAUUAAGACUUAACUGCUGAGAGUUAGAUGUUCGGGUUUAUGAAGCUACAGCUGCUUAGCUUAGCAUAGCCUAGCAUAAACACUGGAAACCACUAAUUCUCUGCGCUGCACGGAGCCAAACAACAAACAAACAGGGCAACAAAUAAUCUGGAAAAACAACUAAUUGUCAAUUUUUUAGCAACUAUUUAUAUAUUUAAUUAAUUUGUGACGUUUUGAGGUGAUUUCUGAAGGAUUUUCUCACAUCUGGAGCAAACUAUGCUAACAAACAUUAGCGUCGUUUAAUUUUCAGAUUAAAUCUCACCUAAAGAAGGGAAUAAUUCUACUUAUUAAGUAUAAUUACUGUAAUUAAAUUAAAAUGUAGCCCAACAUGUUUUAGCUUUAGUCACAGAAGUUUUACUUAAAAUCUAAAUAAUGCAGAAUAAUCUUCAUAAAUCACAAUUCUUGUUGGUGCAAUCCUGCGGAGGGCGAAACAUUUAAUUAAAAUAAAUUAAUUGAUUAAUUAAUGAUGCAUUAACUAAAAGCUGAAUAUAUUUUGUUACUGAAAAUGGACAAUUAAUAUAUUGAAUUUAUUUCUACAUUUCCACACAUCAGUUUUCAAUCCCGAUGUUUCUGUAUUUGUGCAUUUGUUUUUUUAAAUUUAUUUCUGUAUUUUGUUUUUCUGCAAGACUACAUUUAUUUAUUUAAUCAUUUAGGUGUAAUUAUGCUAAUUAGGCGGGCGGGGCUAAUCUCAGCCUAAAACAAGAUUGGCCAGCUGAAGAAGCAAUCGAUUCCUGUAAAAAUCUACAAAAACAGAAACUAAUAAACGUACAAAUACAGAAAUUAAAACUGAAACAAAGAAAAUGUUGAAAUAAAUAAAUACUAAAACAAACAAAUGCUGAAAUAAAUGUUGAAAUACUGAAAUAAAUAUAAAAAUAGACAAAGAAAUGUGGAAAUAACCUAAAAGAAACUGUUUAUCUGUGGAAAUGUAGAAGUAAAUUAGAGAUUUAAUUCAGUUGUCGUCUUUUAUUAUCAAAAUAUGUUUAUUUUCUGUGUUUAAUUAUUUAAUUUAACGUUUAUAUUUAUUAUUUUGGUCUCCAUACAUCCACACUCUUCUUUACUAGCAAAAAGCCUCACUAAUAUUUCAUCUUUUUUUAAACUAAAUUAUUCCAGGAUGUGAAGUUGCCAUAAGACGAUAUUAUUAUUAAUAUUAUUAUUAUUAUUAUUGGGACCAAAACUGGAGAGGUGAGAGUUUAUUUUCUAAUUUUAGGGUAAAACUGUAACAGUGGGCACUUAAAGGAUGCGAACAGAACGUGAUAUUUAUUCUAUAAUUUAUUAUCUUAAAUGGAUGUUCUGCUGUUAUUUGCCAAAUUUCAAACCUGAACUCAAAGUAAACAGACUUUUGAGCCGUUUUACAUUUGUUGUUUUUCAUACAACGAGUGACUUUUUUGUGUAAAUCAGUAUUUUGUAAAAAUACUAAAUAGACAAUGUGCUGUGAUGCUUUUUAAGAUGUUUCGAUGGCGUGAAGAUGUUCGAUCGUGGAGGAAAAUCCCAGCCGAGAGGUUUCAUUUCUCUUUGUUUCAUAUCCAGAUGUUUUAUUUGUCUGUUUGUUGUCUCUGCUGGGACUCGUGUCGUGCCUUACAGCUGUGACUCCUCAUUUAAUCCUCUGAAAGCAUCAGAAACCGUCUCUAAUGUUCAGAAACCAAAUUGUUGUGAAUGCCUUAUAAAUGACCUUUAGUGGUUUUGAAGUUUUUUUGGAAAUAAAACUGAAUCUCCCUUUAAA